Rubroshorea leprosula is the source of this 3481-nucleotide messenger RNA. The record is from the annotation of a GenBank genome assembly. NCBI's taxonomy places the organism in Eukaryota, Viridiplantae, Streptophyta, Magnoliopsida, Malvales, Dipterocarpaceae.
CAUUCUCUUUCCUCUUCUGUGUAUGAAUUUGGUCGAGUUAUCUCUGAAAUUCCAAAAUUAGCUUCGGAAUUUCGAAAAGUUCUCAUCUUUUUCAACAUUAGGGUUCCGCAAGCAUCAAGUUCCACUCUACAAUCUUCGCUUUCGAAAAUUUGGGGCUUUCGAAUUUUGAUUCAUGGGUUUCAGAGCAACAGGUGGAAUGGGCAAGGUCAUGAUCUAGGUGACACCUUUGCGGUCUCCAGGUGCAUGAGAAUUUGGUGCUUUCUGUGCUUCGGAGGCAGCGAAGAAGAAGACGGUGAGAAGCCAAAGGAAGCCAUGAAGGAGAGUGCUUUCCGCAAUGGCGGUGACGUUGAGGGGAAUUUGGGAAAUGAAGACGACCGUGAAAAUGCUGCCGCUGCUCAAUUGACUCUCGCGCUUGACGGGCAUGCGUCCGCGGAUGACUCGUUGGGGUUUUUUGAAGAGAUGAUCACGGCGAUAAAGCCUUGGGAUGAUGCUACGUGGCAGCCGCCGUUUCGCUUCUCAAGGCCUGCCGAGGGUGAGAGUAGCAGCUCGGCUUUGGCAGCGGGUACAGAGGAUGGUGAUCCCGAUUCCCAUCAUAAGCGAGCCAAAGUUUACUCUGGUUCUCAUGAAUGUCAUUUUGCUACUCCAACAUCCCCUGAUAUGGGCAAUUCUAGCCAAUCCAUUGACACAGGCUACAACAUUAGUCGCAGCUCCUCCACCCCGUGGAAUAAUGGAAAAUUUUAUCAUGUUUUCAUCUUGAAUAAUGGGGGUGAUGAGAAUCCUUUUGAUUCUAAUGGCGGGAAAGGUGGUGGAGAUGUGAGUGUUGCCUUGACAGUGGAUGAUUUAGAAGUUCGAAUGGAUCUGACAGAUGAUCUAAUGCAUAUGGUUUUCUCCUUCUUGGACCACAGUAAUCUUUGUCGAGCUGCUAUGGUUUGUAGGCAGUGGCGAGCAGCUAGUGCUCAUGAAGAUUUCUGGAGGUGUUUGAAUUUUGAAAACAGAAAUAUUUCUCUUGAACAAUUCGAGGACAUGUGUCAAAGGUAUCCAAAUGCCGUUGAAGUGAAUAUUUCUGGCACUCCGAAUUUGCACGUGCUUGUGAUGAAAGCAGUGACAUCUUUACGAAAUCUUGAGGCUUUGACUUUGGGAAAAGGCCCACUAGGGGAUAACUUCUUUCACACCUUGACAGAUUGUAAUUUCUUGAAGAGUUUGAAUGUGAAUGAUUCGGCCCUUGGUAAUGGCCAAGAGAUAUCCAUAAACCAUGAUCAAUUGCAUCACCUAAAUUUAACAAAAUGCCGUGUGAUGCGUAUAUCCAUAAGGUGUCCACAGCUAAAAGACCUAUCUUUGAAACGUAGCAACAUGGCACAAGCGGUACUCAACUGUCCUCUUUUGCAACUCCUUGAUAUAGGUGCUUGCCACAAGCUUUCAGAUGCGGCAAUUCGUUCAGCAGCAACUUCAUGCCCUCAGUUGGAUUCUUUAGACAUGACGAAUUGUUCCUCUGUUAGUGAUGAAACGUUGCGUGAAAUUGCUCUAACUUGUGCUAGUCUCCGUGUUCUUAAUGCUUCAUACUGCCCGAACGUAUCACUUGAGUCUGUACGAUUGCCAAUGUUAACAGUUCUUAAACUUGAUAGCUGUGAGGGUAUCACAUCAGCCUCAAUGGCUGCAAUAUCUCAUAGUUAUAUGUUGGAGGUUUUGGAGCUUAAUAGCUGUCAGCUAUUGACUUCUGUGUCACUUGAUCUUCCAAACUUGCAGAAUAUUCUAUUGUUUCAUUGUCGAAGGUUUACUGAUUUAAAUUUACGAACUGUGAGGCUAUCAUCGGUAAUAGUUUCCAAUUGUUCUGCACUCCAGCGUAUUAGCAUCAAUUCAAGUUUUCUUCAAAAAUUAGCACUGCGAAAGCAGGAAAACUUAACAUCUUUGGCAUUGCAAUGCCAUUCUUUGCAAGAAGUAGACCUCACAGAAUGCGAAUCUUUGACCAAUUCCAUUUGUGAAGUUUUUAACGAUGGUGGUGGUUGCCCUGUGCUCAAGUCCUUAGUUCUUGAUAACUGUGAGAGCUUGACAGCAAUUCGAUUCUGCAGCACAUCCUUAGUCAAUCUUUCCCUUGUUGGUUGCCGUGCUAUCACUGCUUUGGAGCUUGCGUGCCCUCAUCUUGAGAAAGUUUGCUUAGAUGGUUGUGAUCAUCUUGAAAGAGCAUCAUUUUCCCCUGUUGCUCUUCAAUCACUUAAUCUUGGAAUAUGCCCCAAGUUGUAUGAACUUAUAAUCGAUGCACCAUUUAUGGUCUCCCUUGAGUUGAAAGGAUGUGGUGUUUUAUCUGAAGCAUCCAUAAAUUCUCCUUACUUAACAACUCUGGAUGCUUCCUUCUGCAGCCAACUCAAGGAUGAUUGCUUGUCUGCAACAACAUCUUCUUGCCAACUGAUCGAGUCAUUGAUAUUGAUGUCUUGCCCAUCUAUCAGUUCUGAUGGACUGUACUCUUUGGACUAUCUUCCAAAUCUGACAACACUUGAUUUAUCAUACACCUUCCUGAUGAAUUUGCAGCCUGUCUUUCAGUCUUGUUUGCAACUUAAGGUGUUGAAGUUACAAGCAUGCAAAUAUUUGGCUGACUCAUCGCUGGAGCCCCUUUACAAGGAAGGUGCUCUGCCAGCACUCCAAGAAUUGGACUUGUCUUAUGGUACCCUCUGUCAAUCUGCCAUAGAGGAACUUCUUGCUUAUUGUACUCACCUAACUCAUGUGAGCUUGAAUGGUUGUGUCAAUAUGCAUGACCUGAAUUGGGGUUCUAGUGGUGGUCCUGAGCUGUUUUCCCCUGUGAAUAUCACCGAACGAAUAGAGCAUGCCAACCGGUUGCUGCAGAACCUUAACUGUGUGGGCUGUCCAAAUAUUAGGAAAGUCCUCAUUCCACCAGCAGCACGUUGUUUGCUCUUGUCAUCAUUAAAUCUUUCUCUGUCAGUAAACUUGAAGGAAGUUGAUCUUGCGUGUCUCAACUUAUCUAUUCUUAAUUUAAGCAAUUGUUGCUCUUUGGAAGUUUUGAAACUUGAUUGUCCUAGAUUGACAAGUCUCUUUCUUCAGUCUUGCAAUAUCGAUGAUGGAGCAGUUGGCACUGCCAUAUCACAUUGUUACAUGCUCGAGACUCUUGAUGUCCGCUUUUGUCCAAAGAUAUGUUCCGUGAGCUUGGGGAAGUUACGAGCAUCGUAUCCAAGUCUGAAGCGUAUAUUCAGCAGCUUGUCUCCUGCAUAAUGGGAUGCUGAAUCUUCACUUGUAGAGUGGUUGUAACUCGAUUGUUAGCAUCAAACAGGCUUGGUAUUAUUACUGUGAUUUGUUCCAUUUGUAAAUGUUUAAUCAUCUGUUCCAAUACUGGUGCUUGUUUUGGGUAUAUAUAGGCACCAGAUGUAGCUGCAUCCUCGUGUAACGAAUAAUAAAUUGUUCUAAAGCUGGUUCUUAUUAUAUUAUUAUUUUAUCCUUGUCUUGCUGUUGGAGAUAAUGAAAUUUUGGACUCAAC